Thrips palmi is the source of this 551-nucleotide messenger RNA. RefSeq lists its product as uncharacterized. NCBI's taxonomy places the organism in Eukaryota, Metazoa, Arthropoda, Insecta, Thysanoptera, Thripidae. The coding region runs from base 1 to 321 and encodes 106 amino acids. The transcript is spliced from 3 exons. The record is from RefSeq and is a predicted model, not a curated record.
AUGUGUGGUGAUUAUUAUAGGACAAGUAAUUCAGUUGAAGUUGUCAAGAACAAGGUGCUCAGAACCAUUGAUAUCCACAGGAACCGUAUUUACAGUUUGUUACGUCACAUUACCAGUUUGGCAGAAGUGUCGGCUAGGGAUAUUCAAGACAUUGAGCGUGGUGCAAUGGUGCAGCGAAGACGUGCCUCCUCUGUAUCCAACCAACCACAAAUAAUUAAUCUGACAAAAGAAUUGUGUAGUACCGCUAGUAACCAGCUGAAUGCUGCAAGGAACCUUCUAGUUGCUACUUCACUUCUUAUCAAUCAUCUUUUGCCCAAUUGAAGUGUUCAGAAAAUUUGUUUGAUUUUUUGGUAAGAUUAUUUCACGCUGAAAAGCUAUUUAUGUUCUUGUGUUCAAGGAUCGUAUGUUUAAGGCAGAGUAAAGCAAUAACUUGGUGUUGCACAACAUAUGUAUUUUUUUUCUCUUUUUACCAUUAUACAUUUGCACUUGUACAUGUUCAGCUGUAGAGUAAUGAUAAUAAUAAUGUAAUAAUAAUAAUGUAAGUAAACCAA